AAAUUGCCGGUUAGACCCAAUAAAAACUGCCAUCACAACUAUUAUAUUCCAUUAUUGUUUAGUUUCAAGUGAAUUAUGUUAGUGUUUUUAGCAACUAAAUAAUAUUUUGAAAAAUAGCAGCAAGAGGAAAAAAUAAGCGACAUGAUAAGGAUAGUUGCAUUAAAUGAGGAGUGCAAUGAAGAACCAGAAGACCAAAUUGUGGUCACUAAAGAAGCACAGGAAGCGAUUGCAGAAGCCGAAUAUUUAAAGGCUAUAAAUUUAAAAUGGAAAGGUGACGUCAAAUCCGCGCUCUCUUUGCUAAGUCAGCUUUUGGAAACUCAAGUUCUCAAUGAGCUACUUGCAGAAGAAUCUAAUGGAAAACUGCGCACGAUUCGUUAUAAUUGCCAUAAAAAUAUAGCCUUCAUAUAUGAAGAAAAGAAGGAGUACGAGCAGGCAUUGGAACACUAUAUAAUGGCCACACAAUUAGACGACACGGAUGUACACACCAUGCAUCGAUUUGGCCAAUUGGCGCUAAAACUUAACGUAAUAGAAUUGGCUGAAUUUGCCUUUGAACGAUGCUUGCGCUGCAAUGCCACGCAUUGGAGUGCAGCAGAUGGUAUGUUACGGACAUUAUGUGAAAAUCACAAUAUAAUAGGGGCAUAUGGUUACGCAUUGAAACUAUACAAUAGAGACCCGACUUACGAGAGGGCUGCAAAAAUACUUUAUGAAAUAUCUAACACUUUCGAAUCAUCUAUGCCCCUUUGCGAGGAUAUGUAUGGCCCAAUACCAAAAACAUUAGAACCACUUGAGUCGUGGGCGAAUUCUAGUGUAUUUCCACGAAAAUAUCGUGAGUGCAAAAAAGAAGAAAAUAUAGCACUACCCGCUGAAAUAAUAAAAAGAAUAUGCGUUAAAGAAUUAAAUUGGGUUACUCUCGGCCAGUAUAUAAUCUCCUUAUACCAAUAUAUGCAAGAAAAUGGCAAGUCACUAAUCUUUCUUUUGAGCCUGAAAGAUAUAUUAGCCGAAAGGAAUGAUUUGAUCAAUAUGGAAAAUGUCGAUCCAGUGGAAAUUUGUGAUAAAACCCAUAUAACCGUUGUAACUAAUACUAAUUCCAAUGGUAAUCACGAUGUAGCAAUUGAAACUGAUUUGACUAAUGUCAGCAAUAUGCAAAUCCAAACUGAAAUACCUCCUACAACUAAUACACCGCCGUGUAGUGAGUCAGAGCAAACAAAAAGGAAUGCUGAAAACUCACCGGACGAAGCGGAAGGAGAUGAGAAAUCUACUGGCAAUACAGAAACGAAUAAACCUAAGCCACGUAGACGUUGCAGCGAUUUACAUUUCCUUGAACAGUGGGGUUGGCAUAAAAAUCGUCGUUAUAAUUCUCGUAAGAAAGUUUCAACCGAUCGUGUUGAAAUAGAUACUUCUUUAAAAGGUAUAUUGAAGAAAAUCUUCGUAAAGUACACGACUGUUAACUUUGAUAAAUUAUGGCCUUUCGGUUCAGGAACAUCGAAAAUAGGAGCUGAAAAAUGCAACACAUGUGCAAGUGACACAAUGUCAAAUAAUGAAUUUCAGGAAAUGACCAGGGAAAUGUUUACUGAGUUUAUAGCUAAAAUUGAGGCACAAAGUCUUGAUCCUUCACUUCUGGUUUUUGAAUGGUUGAAAUAUAUAUCAUCUUAUUGGACAAACAGUCUGCCAGACGAUAUACGUGUUUUAUAUCUAGAAAUAUUUCCCAUUUACUUGGAUAAUUUUGACUGUUCACCAUGGAAUUUACAGAGUACUGAAGCGAUUGAGACAUUUUAUAGAAUGGCCAUACUAUAUUUAGAAUUGGAUUACACCAUGAAAAAGUUGCAAAACGAUGAUCUUUCACCUAUGUGGAAACAAGUGUUCGAUCAAUUAACGUUCAGGUCUGGCAUCGCUUGUGUGGAGCUCGGUCCAGCAUUCCAUCCGUAUAAAUUACGUCUAAUAAACUUAGAAUACUUAUGGUGCAACAACCUCAAUGAAUUAGGAAAAUGUAUUGCAUGCUUGGACUAUAUUGCCGAAAUCAUAUCACAAAUUGAUGAAAAUGAUUAUAUAUUGCAUAUACCAAAUUUAAAUACCAAAUGUAUAUCAAAGAAUGUAGUGCAUGAAACGAUUAUUGAUUUCAAAAGACGCAUUUCGUUAAGCAAGAUACCCAAGCUUUUCGAGCAAGAAAAAUGGGUGGAAAUUGUAGAUAUUUUAACAGAAAAUUUGUAUAAUGACAUUGUUAUGGAUGAUUGCGAAAAUUGGGUAAGAAACUUUAAAACUCAAAUAGAAGUAUUGCUACAAUCUUAUUGGAAUAUAAACGCAUAUGAGGAUUGCUUGAAAUGGGCUGAGAAGUUCUUACACUUUUGUAUACAAAAAUAUAUGCAAGAAACAAAUAAAGUGCGCCAGCAAGAGCUGUGGUCUGUAGCACUAAAUUAUAUUUACUCAUAUAUAGAAGUAUUAAUCUUAAACGAGGGCAAUGAUAUAUUGCAUUGUUUAGAUGAGAUGCUGGCCCGUCUCGUACAAAAUACAAUUUGCAUAUUAUCAUUUCACUUAGAUGGGAAUCAGGCUGUUGAUAAGAGUAGCACUCCAGAGAAAGAAUUCGAUAUGAAACGGCCAUUUGUUAUUUUACAUCAAAUUAUGUUGAGAGACGAGAAUAAUACCUUAACUGUUACGAAAUCGAAAACUGCUAAUAACGCUGAAGAAGAAGAGGGUCCUUUACCAGGCUCAUUUUCUAUAUUAUUCACUGCACAUGAAUUUUUAGGCAAAUACCAGUGCUGUACACGGAAUGAUGGCGAUUUCUUGCAUUAUAUUUUAGAUGUUAUUGUGCCCAUAAUUCGUGCACCACUUUAUGACUCAUGUCGAGAUGCACUCUACGAAUAUCUAGAGCAAGUAACUUUUUGCUUGUAUGGCUAUCCGCAAAAGAAAGCACGUUCUCGCCAUCUCGAAGAUCAUGAGGCAACCAAUGUCGAGUUAACAUGGCCAAAGGCUAUUCAAACAUUUGACUUAUAUAGACCAGAGUGUUUGCCUGAAAUUAACUCGUAUAAGUUAGAAUCAAUAACAGCAGAUUUAGAACAGUUCUUCUUAAAAAUUGUUGCUUUAAUGCCUACGGAGCUCGAUCCAACACCAGCCACGACAAAGAUACAAGAAUUCAUUAAAGGAAAUGAUUUUGAAACACUCGAACCAGCACAUACAUCAUUACCGCAUAAAAUACGUUCUAUUUUUUAUUUACUGGCUGAUUAUUAUUUUAAAAAUCGAGAUUUUUCUAAAGCAAUUAAGUAUUAUACAUUGGAUUUAACGAUAAGUCCCACGCGAUUUGAUUCGUGGGCGGGUAUGGCUUUGUCUAAAGCGAGCAAAAUCGAAACAAGGCUGAAUGCAUUGACACCAUUGAAUCCGAAUAACGUAUUGGCAGAAUCAGAGGAUACAAUUCGUUGUUUUGAAAUGUGUAUUUGCUUAAAUCGCCAACAAACUUUACUCUGGAUAGAAUAUGGCUCAUUCACAUACACACUCCAUUCGUAUUGCUCACGGCAAUUAAAAAAUGCAGCAGAAAAUUUAACAACUGAACAAUCAUCGAUGCUGCAAGCGCGCAAAGGACGUGUAUUGAAUAUAGCUCAUAAUUGCUUUUCUUUAGCUGCAGCUUUACAAAAUACUGAGGAAGCAGAAAGUGAUGAUAAUGAAGAUUCACAUGAAGAGAAAUGGUUAUGUCAGUAUAUGUUGGGCAAAAUCGCUGAGAAACAAAAAGAACAUCCUAAAAAGUAUUUAAAUUUUUACUUGAAGGCUGCCAAUAAUCUUUAUGAAAGCAAUGCUACAUACCCCAUUAAAAUCAAUCAUAGCAAUCCCACAACAUUAUCUGUAGAAGCUUUGGAGAUUUUUUACCGCACCAACGCGUCCAUAAUUAAGUUUAUGGAACAUCAAAAAGAAAUAUCACGUGAUAUCGGCAACCAUAUAAGCAAUGUUUUGAAAAGCUUGGCAACUAGCCCAUUCGCUUUUAACAAAGCGAAAAUAGAUGGAAAUAGUUUGAAUGCUUUAAAGCGUAAAGCCGUCAUCGAUAAAUCGGAACAAGCAAAACUGCAAAAAGCUUGUAAGAAACCUAAUCAUGGUCCAAAUUUUACACCCGCACUAACUCGUACGGAAAUAACAAAAGAUGAUAUAGCGGAACAAAAUACAAAGGUCGGCCCAACUGAGGCGAUAAAAGUUGCUACGCCAACGCAAGAAGUGAACGUCGUUGACAAGGCUACAAAUAGUAGCAAGAGUAAUCCCUCCCGGCGCGAAUCAGAGGAAAGCGGUGUCACCGUAACAACAACAACAAUAACAAGCAGUACAACAUCGGUAACUAGCGGUACAGAUUCAUCAUCAUCCGAUUCAGAUUCAGAUACCGACGGAACUUCUAAUGAUUCGAAGAAACUGAACGCGCCCUAUCCCACAUACAAAGUUGAAAAUAUUUACAAAAUUGUAGUCCAAAAUUUAGAAGAAUGUGUAACCAGAUUUCCUGAACACUACAAAUCGAUUUAUCGCCUAGCGUAUCAUUACAAAAACACACACCUUUCAAAUUUUAAAAAUUUACAACGUUGCGAAGAGCUGUUGCUGGGACAAUAUAAAACUAGUUUGGAGAAUCAAAUUAAUGGUGUAUUCUAUGAUAGGAAAUGGAAUAAUAUCUUCAAUGGCAUUUGGCGUAUACCAUCGUCGGAAAUUGAUCGGCCUGGAAAUUUCUCCUCGCAUCUGGUUAAGUGUACAACUAUUGCUAUUGAAUUGUUGUAUGAAAAUAAAAACCACAAAUUGUUAAUCGAUGUGGGAUUACAAUUAUAUAAGAUGCCAGAACAAGAUAAACGCUAUAUAAAAGAUUGCGAACGAGUAAAACUAUCUCAACAAGCUCUAAAUAAUUGUGCUCAAAUAAUGCGUGAUAUUUUAAAGGCAAAUAUUGAAAAUCGUAAUGACGUGGAAAUAUUAAAUCUUUUAAUCGACAUUUACAAAAUUCAUAAGAAAUGUUUGAAAUAUAUGAAUCAAAAGGAAUCACUCUUCACAGAACUUAUGAUCGAUGUAUAUAAAUUUUACAUACAAGAUAAAGUGGAAAAUGUGCCAGAGAACUUGAAUUUCUUCGAUUUGGCUAUUAAACUUUGCUUACACGAAAUAGCAAAUCGUCGUAAUCAGGAGAAAAAUAAUAGCAAUGACACUGAUUUGUCACAGACUUUAUUGGGUCAAAUAGCCCAACCAUUAAUCACCAAGCCUAAACAGGUCUAUAUACCCGGUUUAACAAUGCGUCAACGUGGUAGAUCAAGUCUAAAUAAAAGUAUGGAGAGUGGCAUUGGUAACGAAAAUAUACAUAACAUGAACAUGCCAGCUCCAACAUCUGCCGGCGAGUCUAUUUGGAGUAAUUUAUUAAGAGGAGAUUUGCUUUCAUUAGAGAUGCAGCAGAUACUGGAUGCUUCCAAGCAGUUAAUUGAAAGCAAACAACACGAUCCGUUUUUCAUGAAAGAAGUCUUAGAGCAAUAUAAAUCCAUGUUUCAAACUAUGCAAACUAAUCCAAUAACUGGUACUCCAAUUCCCUCCGUCAUGGCGCCGCUUCCUCCUGCAUCUACGAAUCCAGUAUUUUCUUCAAUGAAUAGCAUUCCCGCAAUUGUACCGAAUCCAAUAUACCUCUCAACUUCGUUACCAUUGGAAACUACAAUAACACCAUCGAUAUCGAAGAAUCCUCAAGAGGCAACAUCCAACCUGACAUCGAUUAGUACUUCUCAAGCACUAGCUAAUUAUGACAUAACAAUUACACCCUUCAGCAACAUGAACACAUCGUUGCCACUGAACUUUCCAGUCGUCUCCACCACUGCUGGUAUAAAUACUAAACCAGCAAUGUCAUCAACCAACGUCAAUCCUACAGAUUCGCUUAUGACCUCACCUUUUAUGUACAAUGCAUGUCCCGUCUCAACUGUACCAUCACACAUACAGCCAACAAACUUCGCAACAAUGACCUCGAGUAGCAGUGGUAGUCCAACAACACAAAGUAAAUCGAAAGGAUCAGUUGUCAAACAACAACCACAACAACAACAACCCCAACAACAGCAACCACCACCACCACCGCCGCCAGCAAUGCAAUCACAACAAAAUUUUCCUAUGCCAACCACGCAACAGAAGCAACGUACUGCCACCAAGCGGAAGUCUAAGCAAACACUACCCGUGAACACCAUAAAUUCAAAUACUUUACCAAAUACUCAGCAAAUGGUUAAACAAGAGCCUACUAGCUCACCAACGACCAUAAUGGUUGGUGAAAAUCAUCCGCUAUUUUGUCCUACUUUGGAUGCAACCAAUGCAAUGAAACAAUUCGCGGUAAGUCCUCUUCCAUUAUCAAUCGGUUCAACGGUACCGCAAGCAGUAACAUUUUCACAGCCACAGAGCUCGCCGCAAAGUGUAGCUGGCAGUCAGCCAACGACGCCGACUAAAACUUUACAACAAAAAUUGGCCGAGCGUAAAAAAGCCAAUCAACAAAAUGAAACAAUGAACUUGUCUAAUUCUAGUUCAAAAAAUAAUACAGAAAUUAUAAUUUUAGACUGAUAGU
Messenger RNA from Ceratitis capitata (Mediterranean fruit fly), 6523 nucleotides. Its product is annotated as calcineurin-binding protein cabin-1. NCBI's taxonomy places the organism in Eukaryota, Metazoa, Arthropoda, Insecta, Diptera, Tephritidae. The coding region runs from base 142 to 6519 and encodes 2125 amino acids. Gene Ontology annotation, cellular component: nucleus. Gene Ontology annotation, biological process: chromatin organization. The transcript is spliced from 23 exons. Gene Ontology annotation, molecular function: nucleosome binding; protein binding. The record is from RefSeq and is a predicted model, not a curated record.